This is a messenger RNA of Gekko japonicus, 384 nucleotides long. RefSeq names its product metallo-beta-lactamase domain-containing protein 1-like. Lineage: Eukaryota; Metazoa; Chordata; Lepidosauria; Squamata; Gekkonidae. The annotation marks the transcript as partial. The transcript has a single exon. The record is from RefSeq and is a predicted model, not a curated record.
GGCCUCUCCCCGGGCGACGUCCGCCACGUGGUCUGCACCCACGGCCACUCCGACCACGCGGGCAACCUCAACCUCUUCCCGCGGGCCGACCUGCUGCUGGGCGCCGACCUCAGCCUGCCGGACGGGCGCUACCUCCCCACCGGGCUGCGCCGGGGCCUGCCGCACGUGCUCCACGCCGGCCACCUGGAGGUCCUGCCCACCCCGGGCCACGCCGGGGGCGAGGACGUCAGCCUGAUGGUGCGCGGCACCGCCCUGGGCCACGUCCUCCUGGCCGGGGACCUCUUCGAGCGCGAGGGCGACGACGGGCAGUGGCAGCCGCUCAGCCAGGACCCCGCGCGGCAGGAGGCCAGCCGGGCCCACGCCCUCCGCAUCGCCGACGUCAUC